AUGUCGACUUUUAUCAAUCUCCAGCUAGGAUGGCCUUCACCCUCGCUGUUUCCAGCACCACAACUUCUCAAUGGAGCCUCCAAAGUUUUGCAGUCAGAGCAGAAGGCCGCCGGCGCUCUCAUUUACGGCCCCGAUGCAGGCUAUGCGCCCCUCCGUCAGAGCAUCGCAGCUUGGCUGAGCUCAUGCUAUUUUACCAGUCAGCCCAUCUCAGCAGAGCGUAUAUGUGUUACGAACGGAGCGUCAGCGAGCUUGCAUAAUAUUCUGUCUAAAUUCACUGAACCUGGGUAUACGCACAGAAUUUGGAUGGUUGAGCCGUGUUACUUCCUUGCUUGCCCCAUCUUCACAGACAAUGGCUUUGAAGGCAGGCUUCGCGGUGUUCCCGAGGAUGACCAAGGCCUUGACAUUGAGUUUCUUCGCAGAGAACUCAGGAAAAUUGAACAGGAUCCGACACAACCAUCGACUCCCUCCCUAAAAACCUCACCAAGAUAUAAGUUGUACAAGCAUAUCAUCUAUGCGGUGCCUACUUUCUCUAACCCAAGUGGAAAGACUAUGUCGCUUCGCCGCCGCCACCAACUAGUCCGUCUUGCUCGGGAAUUUGAUGCUCUAGUUGUCACCGACGAUGUUUACGAUGUCUUACGUUGGCCCGAGGAUGAGGACGAGACCCAAUGCCGGUUGGGCGCAAUUCCGCCACGAAUCGUGGAUGUUGACCGUUUUCUUGAUGACGGACCCAGGAGCGAGUGGGGAAAUGCCAUCAGCAAUGGUUCUUUCAGCAAGAUUGUGGCCCCAGGCGUGCGAACUGGUUGGGUUGAAGGCACACCUAAGUUGGCCCUAUAUCUCUCUGAACUAGGUGCCUACAAGUCUGGGGGCUGCCCAAGCCACCUCACUGCGACAUUUAUUGAGGAGAUGCUCUCUUCGGGACAGCUGCAGGCACAUAUCAAAGAUACGCUAAUCCCAACGUAUCGUUCCAGGUACUAUGUUCUCCGAAACGCUGUCCGUGAUCUUUUGGAACCCCUAGGCUUCAAAACCUCAAUGGGCACAACUUACGGCGAAGUGCUUGACCCUAGCAGCCAGUCAAAUGGGGUGUCGCACGGCACAGUGGCAGUGGCUGGGGGGUUCUUUGUUUAUGUGACUAUCCCAAAUGACCUCCCUGUAUCAUCAGCUGAGCUCUCAGCCUUGGCCUCAGAGAAAAGUAGCCUCAAAUUUGCAUCCGGAUCCAUGAUGGCAGUCGAGGGAGACAAGGGUAGUAUUCAGCGAGGAGACCAAGCUUAUAGUAAGGGCAUUCGUCUAUGCUGGGCAUGGCAUUCCGAGAACGAGAUAUAUGAGGGCAUUGAAAGAUUAACUACUCUUGUCAAGGGACUUAAGAGUGUUGAUGGAUGA
Molecule: messenger RNA, 1377 nt
Organism: Fusarium mangiferae
Lineage: Eukaryota; Fungi; Ascomycota; Sordariomycetes; Hypocreales; Nectriaceae
Product: related to aromatic amino acid aminotransferase and related proteins
Exons: 1
Coding region: 1-1377 (458 amino acids)
Biological process (GO): biosynthetic process
Molecular function (GO): pyridoxal phosphate binding; L-2-aminoadipate:2-oxoglutarate transaminase activity
Source: RefSeq, a predicted model, not a curated record